Messenger RNA from Adineta ricciae, 1086 nucleotides. NCBI's taxonomy places the organism in Eukaryota, Metazoa, Rotifera, Eurotatoria, Adinetida, Adinetidae. The record is from the annotation of a GenBank genome assembly.
AUGACUACAUAUGAUCCCGGACAUAUUAAUAAUCUUGACAAGAACCAAGUUAAGGCUUUGAAAGAUUUAUGGUUGCUUUUGGAGAGGGAAUUUCGUGAUCCGGAGAAACCGGUUAAUUCUACUGUUGAAAUGGAAAUUUCUCUUGCAAGUGGAUAUGAUAAUCCGGAUAUGAUCUUACUUCGGUGGCUACGCGCAAAAAAAUGGAAUGUUCAAAGUGCAUUUCAACAAUGCCGUGAUACGAUCAAAUGGAGACAAGAAUGGGGAGUAAAAGAACUUGUUGCUAGAGGUGAAAUGGAUUUAUGUGAAGAAGAAAUACGAACAGGAAAGAGUUAUUUUACUGGUCCUGAUAAAGCUGGUCGACCGAUUAGUUACGUUUCAGUUAAGGAUCAUAUCAAAGGACAAUUUCCACCUGAAUCAACAGAAAAGGUAACUGUGUACACUAUGGAAACAGGUCGAAAGCUGUUACGACCACCGCACGAAUCAGUUACCGUUAUUUUCGACAUGACUGGUUUCGGUCUAAAGAACAUGGACUAUCCGCAUUUGAAAUUUCUUAUUAACUUGCUAGAGAACUAUUAUCCGGAGUCAUUUGCUCUAGGAUUGAUAAUCAACGCACCUUGGAUAUUCAAUGGGUGUUGGUAUAUCAUUAAACCUUGGCUAGAUCCGAUUGUUGAGAGUAAGAUUCAUUUUAUUAAUAAUCUGAAUGAUUUGACUGAAUUUGUCGAUCCAUCGAUGUUACCGAAACAAUUGAAUGGUACUCAGCCGGAUUUCCAAUACAUUCCACCAAGUGAGGAAGAGUUAGCUAAGUUAGCUGUAAUUCGAAAUGAUCAGAAAGGAAAAUUGAAAGCGGAAGAAGAACAUCGAAAAGCAGCGGAGAAAUAUCUUCAAGUCACAGAAAAAUGGGUUCGUGGAGAUGAUACGGAUGAAAUUUUAGAAGAACGAAGACUAGCGACACAAGAAUUACGUGAUGCUUUCGAACAACUAGUUCCGUAUGUGAGUACACAAACUCAUUAUCAUCGAACGGGAGCUAUUCAAGAACCAAUAUUUGAUAUUGUUUAUCAAAGAAUAAAAGAAAAUUCUCCGAAUUAA